CCGGGGUUGAGAGCGCCCCUGGAGUAGUAAGUGUUGGGUGCGCGUCAGACAUUUUCCUGCGGUUGGGGGAUUUCUUGCGUGUGAAGUAUUGUGUUAUGGGUAGGAACAUCAAAAUGACUGUCUACAUCGAACAAGAAACUUUUUAUGUAUAAUUGUAGCUUCUCCAUGCGACAGCCUCAGAUGUAACAUGCCAGAAAACCAAGCGUCUAAUGCCAGGCUGCAGCUGCAUGACAAAGUGUUGUACACUGCAUGGAAAGGACAAUUAUACAUCCAGGACCAACUAGUGUGUGAUAUAGCACUCCAGUCACCUUCCAGUUACUGUAUUCCGGCUCAGGUGUCAGCGAAGCUUCAUAUUAAAGAAGUAAUCAGAUUGCAUGACCUGAGAAAAAAAUUACCACAGGGCAUAUUUGAGAACACAGAUUUCACAGGGCAGGAAGUAUGUUGUGAAAAUGUCUACUACAGCUUUUAUCAAGUGUUGACCUCUAGUGUCUCUGGAAGUUGGUUAGGCAAGUUACAAAUAUGGAUGCAAGAUAAAGACCUGGCAGUCAUCAAGUUCAUAAAUGACCAAGGGUUUCUCAUUUUGAUGCCAGCCACUGUAUUCCAUUCCAGCAAAGAUCUGAGUCAGAGCCAUACCUCCAGUCUCUGUGCCCUGUUUUUAUUUCCUCGUACACAGUCAUUAGGCAAGACAGAAAGAGAAGAAUGUGAAAAUAAGUUUACCAAAAAAGAACUUUCUCUAAAAGUAACAAGACUGUUGCCAGGUCUUCAGUAUGCCAUUAGGGAGGCGAGCCAUUCACAUCAUGAGAAUGAACCUUACCCUGAUGCCUUGGUAGAACGAUAUUUUAAAAGGCAUGCCCUUCCCCAGAGGAAAAAGGACACCCUUCUAGAGAUUGAAAGACAUCUUGGGGACACUCCACCUCUUUUGAAUAAUUUCCCCAGUGAUAAAACAAGCGACUGUGCGCAGGAAAAGUGCAAACCAACGGCCUUUGCCCAACUGAAGUCGUACUUCUCAUCCCCUGUUAAUUUCUGUAUUUCACUGCUAAAAGCAUAUACGCUUGCUACAGAAAAACUGUCCAACUCUAAUGAUAAUACUGUCUCUAGGGCUGCAGGUGUUAAUAACGCCUUAGAAUCUAAGCUGUCUUUAGCAGCCGGUACUAAAGUUGAAGCUGAAAUUGCGGAUGUACCAAAGGGAAAAGGACACUUGCACCAAAGCAAAAAGAAAGCAAGCGUAGAAAUCCAAUCUAAAAAAGGCACGAGUAAGAGUUUACAGAACGCUACUCUGUUGCGCUCUGAGGGAAGAGAGGACAAUUCUAAUUACAAAAAGCAAAAAAUUUACGUUGAAAAAUCUGCCAGCACUACAAGCAAAACGAUGGUUAAGCUUGCCAGUGUAGACUACUCACAGAGAAGAAAAAGAGGAGCUGAAACACUUACUGCUGAGUUUGUGCAGGAAAAACAGGACAUACUCAUGGAGACAACAGCUUCUGAAAAGAGGAGAAAAAACGAGCUCCCUUCCAGGAUAAUGCCAGCACAAACCAGAAAAAGAACAGGACAUCAAGACCAACCUUCUGCGUCUGCUAGACCUCAAAAACGCAAGGCUUCACAACUUGCUAAUGAAAAUGAACCGUCUGCGUCUAAUACCAAGCCGGAAAGCCCAAGAAAAUCCGCAGAGGUAGCGCUGAGUUCUAAAAAGACUAAGCCGAGAAAAUUGAAACGUGAGCCAUGCAACUCAUCUAACGAUUUAAAGGAUGCACCUGAGCAAAACACCAGGACGUCAUUACGUUCUCCUGAUUCUCCAACAGCAAAUAUCUUUGAAAAGAGGAUUAACAUGUAUGAGUCGCAUGCUUUAAACCUCUUGGCUGACCUGGCUUUGAACACCAUCAGUUUAUCUAGUAUACUCACUGACCAAGAGAACGGUGUUUUAUCAGAGCAUAUGUUGGCAGAAAAAAAAGACAACCUGGAAAGUGAAAUAGCUGGUGUUCACAAAAGUAAUCCAGGAACGACUUUCACAACUCCAGUGCCUUGCAGUCCUCCUCAUCUUACACCACCCUUGGAACGUGAGUUGGCGUUGGAGACCAAACAAGACCAGCCUGAAAACUGUGAUGCCAGCCAGGUGACCGGCACUUUACUGCCCAGUGUGGAAAAACACAUUUUAUCAAACGUUCAUGAUCCACUUGCUAAGGCACAGAAUUGUAAUAGCGUCACAAGCAAGAUUUGUCUUGAGCAUUCAUACUCCCAGCUUCCUCUAGAAGAAACAUUUGCCAGCCCAAGCCCGGUAGAGCCGAAUGAGCCUUCUGCAGAGAUUGUGCCCAGUCCUCCCAGAAACUUGCAUUUCCCUAGCGAAGUUGUAUGUCUAACCAACGAUAAUCGGGAUCUGUCCUCCGUUGUAAAUAAAGAAUCACGGACUGUGUUGCAAAAUGGGGAUAAGUUACUGAUUACCUUCAACUGGGAAGCAGAAUAUAAUUUUGAGUCGGACAGCAAAUUUACAAGCGAUUCCUUGGAGAAGACUAUAAAUCGAGCUCUGCAUGGACCAUGGAAUACUUACCUAAAGGAGAAGGUGGAGGACGUGAAAAUAAUCCUUCAUAUGUGGUUAGCGCUUUUUUACAGCAAGUCUAACAAGCAAUUAAACAGCAGUUCACGGAAAGUGGUGGAACACAGCAACCCUGCCAAAUAUGUGUCUAUUAAUACCAUCGUAGACACGUUUGACUUGUAUAAAUUUGUGGAGUUCGGAGCAGUUAAAGUUGGGCAGACACCUAAAGCAGGUUCUCUGGAUCCCAAUGUAAAUGUUCCUCUCAGUAAAAUAAGUAAAGUCAAGAAAGGAAGGUCACUGGCACAUACUGCACGCAAAUCUGGUGCAAAGAAACAAAGGAUUUCGUUAAAGAAAGAGUUAAGGGAUGUUGGCGGUGUACUACAACAGGUGGAUUCAGAUAAAAGCGCACAAGAGUGUCCAAAAAUGUUUGUUAGUUCACGUAAAUUGCAGCAGAAGAGCACUUGUCAAACGGGUCAUUUAGCAGCUUUAAAUACAAAUGCAGUUCAUGACAACAAAGAGUCGGCCGCCGAGGAAGACAUCAAUAUCUCUAGUCUGCAGAAAGCUGAGGUUGUACCUUUAAAAGGUCCAAAUAAGAGCAAGCCACGUAUCAGCAUGACAAAAGCUGCUUUUCUGUCUGAUGGACAUGAAACACAGUUGGAGAGGCUUAACUGCUACUCGAGUUCUCCUAAAUGUAAGAACGUACCCGACAUCAAUAACUUACCUUUACCGGAUGUGGAUAAGAGUAAGAGUGCUGGUGGGGUCCUCAAAACUACAAGACUAUCUUUACCGGUUGAAGAGGAUUAUGAACUAGACAAAGCCGUUACGUCCGCUCAUUCAUCUAAGAGAAAAACUCUGGUACACGUAGAAGAGAAUGUGAAAAACUCAGAAUCUUUAGUAUCCCAAAAUGAAAAGGACCAGGCCGAAUCAGGAAAUGACAAUGAAUAUCCACCUUCAACUGAAUGUGAGGCUGAGCCUUUAUGUAAAGUAAACAUAGACAUAAACACUGAUGGGAAGCAUGACGCUCAAGACGUCUCAUUGUGGAACACUAAGAAUAAUGCAGCGGCAACUAACCGGUCUGUCUGUAAAACCAGUUCAAAGAUGGACUUGGAGAAUGGGAUUGAUUCCAACUAUACUGUUAGUCGUUCCAGUUCUUUGAGUGACGUCGUUCGUGAACCAUUGGAUCUAUCCCCCUUUGCCAGUAACUUUUCGAAAAGCGAUGGCAAAGCUGAACAUGGGAGCGACAUUAACUCUUUCGAUAUUGUUUCUCUGGUUACUGGAAAGAUAUCAAAGACUAAACAAGGAGAGUCCCAUAUGACAAUCGUUACUAAAGAGGAUACUGAAGAAGGUAGUGGGGAAAAUGGUAACUUAAAUCUUAGUGACAACAUUGCUGCGAAUUCAGAAUCAGAGACUAUAAAAAUGGACGCACCUAACAUUCACAAAGGGGCUUCUCUGUGUGAAAGCGAGGAGCCUGCCUUGUCUGUUGCACAGAAAAAAGCUAAGGCUUCUGGACAAGACGUAAUAGACUUUAACCCGAGCGGGAAAGCAUGUGAUAAUUGUGCCGAGGACUCCAUUGCGCCCCAGGAAAAUCAGAAUGACUUUAUGGGACAAUCCAUCGUCGCAGUCCAAACGAAAAGUUUUGCAGAAGAGAAACAGGAGGAAAGUGCGUGGAUAAACGAAGUUCAGAAGAAUGAGAAAUCUGGGAUCUCUGAGAAGGAUGUGGAACCCCUUGCAUCUACCUCAAAUGAGGAUAAGCCAAGUAAUAGUGUCAAUGAUUAUUCGAUGGAUAGCGUAACAAGAGAAGAGCCUGAAAUAUCAGUUGAGACCUCUUUGGAGCUUCCAUGCCCUGAGAUCACUGCAGACCUUCACAUGCUAGAGUCAGCAGACAAUAUAUCCGGGUUAAACACUUCAAACGUGGAGAAGGAAAAUGUAAAUUCCAUGGAAAUAAUGGACAAUGGUGAAAGUGACCAGUUAAAUAAGCUUGAAUCUAAAGUAUCUCCUGUCGAAAACGUUAGUAAUGAUGUUCACUGUGUGGAGGAUAUGGAGAGGGAGGCUGAGCUAGCUGAGAAAGUAAUGUGUCAUGAUGGACUAGAAUCACAAGGAGAUGCUGCUUUGAUCUCAGACAACACCUCUAAGCCUAGAACUGUCUGUUAUCAAAGAAAUUAUGGAAAUGUGUCAAACGAAGCAGUGAUCACAGAUAAUGAAUGUGAAGUCCAGGUGUACUGUUUAAAUGAAGAAUCAAAGCUACCAGAUGUUCUACCAAAUAGUGGUCAGGUGGAUGCAUUCUGUCAGGUAAAGGUUGAUGUUAUUGAGAGUGGUAAAUCAGACAAUGGAAUUUGUGUUGGAAGUGAAAAGUCUGACGUUAAUACAUUAACCGAAGAACCCUACUUCGACGAUGGCUUAGUGAAAGAUGUCAGCAGUACGGUAGAUUGUAAUCUGAAGGAGAAUAUUUCUGAUUCCCAUGACCAUCGUGGGCCACUAGAUACCAGUUGUGCAGAAAUGAGUAGAAGCUGUGGAUCAACGGCAACAGCACCGAGUGAAAAUAUCAUAUUAAACACUGUGACGUUGGAUGAUGCACAUCCAGUAUAUGCUAAACACGAUGAACAUGCAGCGAUUGAGUUGGCUGACAAAAUAGUUGAAGAUAAGCACACGGAAGUAUUCAACCUGAAAAAUAGUCAUGAAGAACUGUCUGACGUUCAUAGUGAUAAAUGUUAUUCUGACAUCACUGACGUGUCUGCUGGCUGUACAAGUCCCGAUAGAGACAAGGCAAUUGACGGCAACACAUGUGAGGUGAUUAUCCUAGACAGCAGUACACCUGAGGAAUCACAGUCUCCCGCAGACGCAUCUGACGCGCCUGAUCAAAAUAAAGGCACACCUCCAACCCAAGGACUAUGUAGCGAGAGUAUGGCACAAAAUAUUAUCCAGGAACAUUCGGAUAUUUGCUUCAUAGCUAGCACUGCAAGUAUAAGUAAGGAACAAUAUGAACACUGGUCGGAAACUUCACAUAAGGACAUAACGUUUAUCAAACAUUAUGAGGAUCAUCAAGAAGAUAGAAAUGACCCAGGGGGGACAAUUAGCAUGACUCCUCCUAGGGAACCUGAUACUUUGUGUCCAAGUUCACCAACUGAAAAUAUAAUGGUCCCCCAUGAACCUACCAAUACAAAAAAGCCAAAGUGUUUAGGAAACCAGCGUGAUUCUCAAUCUGUGUGGGACACAGAUGAGUACUCAAGAAGGUACCACAGACGCUCAGAUUAUCGCUGCUCUAGGAGUUAUAGAAAUGUCACUAUUACUCACAAUGCAAAAGACACCGAUACAGCCUUACAUACAGCACACAGGGACACAUGCGUUUCUGGCAAGUCUGCCCUGGACAGUUUAUUUUUCAAUCGAGGGAUUAUUUCAGAUGACCUCACACAAAACACUCUUGAUAUGGAGCACUUGCGUUUUAUUCAUAGGUUGAAAGGGGUUUUACGAAAUGCCCGCAUUGAAAAUGUCUACAAUGAAACGCCUUGUCAUACAAUCUUUGGGUCAAGGAGAACUCCUGGUUAUUCCAGGCCUGUCAAGAAAGCCAGUCCCCUCCUCAUUACAAUACAUUGUUCAAGCAGGAGAAGAGACAAAAUAAGACAUGACAGAGGGCAUCCAAGCACCUAUUAUCCCCACACAAGGGAUGAAGAAGAACUAGUGGACAGACCAGCAUACUACAGUAGAACUUCAGAUACCCAAGUCAGAACAUGCAGGACAUGGUCACCUUUCCACUUCAGACGGUUAAAGUAUGAUAAUGGAUUUGCAAAAUCUAACAGUGACAUUUCAGGGAUUCUUAAGGAAUGUGUUCAGUCUCAUCGGUUAAAGAUGAGCAGGGUUAGUUUGGGUAACUCUGCAAUGGGUUGUACAGAGAACAGAGAGCCGGCAGAUGCGUUCCUACAUUCAAGAAAGACAUUUGUUCCGGUUUACCAAAAACCUCCAGCUGUUACGAACAUAAUUGCAGAUGUCUGUAGCAGUCUUCAUUUUAAGUUACAGAGUGUUGCAAAAGAAUGUAACAGAAGGAAUCUUGGGUUUUACAUCCAUGAAACCAACGAUGACCCCUUCUUCUCUACGACAAAGAGUUUGUUGGAGGAGAAAGGCUACACCACGGUGAAUUUGCAGCACUUCUGUAACAGUAAGCAUGCCGACUCGGAUAAUCUACUGAUUGUUAUAAGGAAUGAAGAUAUAUCUUCUCAUAUUCACAAGAUUCCUUGCUUGCUGCAGCUAAAGCUUCUACCAAACGUAUCGUUUGCUGGUGUCGACAGCCCAGAAGACAUAACAGAUUCUCUGUAUGAGAAAUUGUUGCAAGAUGGUGGAUUUGUGGUUUCUGAUCAAUCUGUUUUGGAAACAAUGUCCUUAGCGACACUAAAAGAAGUUGCUGCAGUGCUGGAGAAGUUGAACCAAACGUCCCCUUGGAAGUGGCUCAUUCAUUUUAGAGAGAUGAGAAAACUGAAAGAAGAUAAAAGAGAAGAAUCUGUUUCUCAGAUGAAGAUGCGGGUGCUGAAAUUGCACAAAACAAUGAACAAUGUUGAAAUUCUGCCUUAUCAUCAGUGUGACUCGCGGUUAAAUGGCCAUACGGAGAAUCUUAGCUGUAUGUUUAAUCUCCAGGGUCAGCGUAUCCAUUCAAGGCUUGCAGUGUAUUUGACAGACAAGCAUUGCCCGAUCGUAGAUGAGUUGGAGCACAAUGGAAUCUUGGUGUUUGAGGUUGACACCUUCCUCCGAAGAAUCCAGAAACUGGAUGCACAGCUUCAAGCUUUCUGGUGA
Molecule: messenger RNA, 7303 nt
Organism: Spea bombifrons (plains spadefoot toad)
Lineage: Eukaryota; Metazoa; Chordata; Amphibia; Anura; Pelobatidae
Gene: TASOR2
Product: transcription activation suppressor family member 2
Exons: 21
Coding region: 188-7303 (2371 amino acids)
Biological process (GO): negative regulation of gene expression, epigenetic
Cellular component (GO): nucleoplasm
Source: RefSeq, a predicted model, not a curated record